AUGGUAUUGAAGUUCUCAUUUGUACCUUCACAGAUCUCCACAGGUUUGGACAGUCUGACUCUUUCUGACUUCAGUCCUGGAAGUUCUGCUCUCAGUACUCCAUUGUGCAUCCAACCCACAGGCCCGAUACCCACCACCUCCAGUGAAUGGCUGAAAACCCACGGCCUGAAGGCUCAAAAGCUGGAUCUGUAUCAGCUGCUGGCUCGUAACGCCUAUUGUCCACAAGAGACGUUUGUGCCAAUCUUGGAAAAGACUGUUUCCUCUACAGUUCAUGUGCGGGUCAGGGUACGGGUUGAGUGGCAUGAUGGGACAGUGAAGUAUUUGCAUGUCGAUCUUCCAUCGGUGCAAAAGGUGCAGGUUCUUCUGGACAUGUCUGGGAUGAACGCCCACUACCAGCUCCAUCUCCAGCACGCCCUGCGAAUACUACUGCAGGAGCAGCUGGCCAACAAACACAGCUUCAAUAUCAUCGUGUAG
Molecule: messenger RNA, 474 nt
Organism: Sinocyclocheilus grahami
Lineage: Eukaryota; Metazoa; Chordata; Actinopteri; Cypriniformes; Cyprinidae
Product: von Willebrand factor A domain-containing protein 3A-like
Exons: 5
Coding region: 1-474 (157 amino acids)
Source: RefSeq, a predicted model, not a curated record